AUGGCUCAAAUUUUAAAUGAUACCAAAAGCUUCACACAUUUUACGGAAAUUAGUAAAAAUGAGUACUCCUUUAAAAUCCUUGAAAAUAGUAAAUAGAUAGAACAUAUACCUAGAUAUGCUGUAUAAAGGAUAAUUAUCUGAUAAUAAGCUGUAGAAUGGAUAUGGAAAAGCAAUUUUUCCCAAUGGUAACAUUUGAUCAUUAAUACAGGCGAUAUAUAUGAUGGAAAUUGGAACAAUAAUUAGAUGGAUGGCUAUGGAAAGUACACAACAAUUGAUGACUAAAUCUAUGAAGGAUUUUGGGAAUAAAAUUAAUUUAAGGUAACAGGAAUAAAAAUUACACUGCCUACAUUUGACUCAUAAAUGAUGACAUCAAAGAUUGAACAAGAAAUAUAUAAAAAAUACAAAGAAACAGAUACAAUCAAUUUUGAUGACGGUAAGAUUUUAACACUAAUUAGGUUCCUCAUAUAGAGGUGAAUUAAUAGACAAUGUAUAAGAGGGUUGGGGGGUUUAGGUUGAUUAAAACGGUAUGAAUUUAUAAAUUAUAACAAGGCCAAAAGUAUGAAGGACAAUGGAAGAGAGGGAUGUAUAAUGGAUAUGGUAUCAAGCAUUUUGUUAAUGGGGAUGUCUAUAUUGGCCAUUGGAAGAACGAUGAAGCAACUGGUUAUGGAGAGUAUUAAUACGUUGAGGGAGCAUUUUAUAGGGGGUAUUGGCUAAAUAAUUUUAAACAUUAUUUUGGGAUUGAGAAAUGGAAGGAGGCAGCUGAAUAUAUUGGAGAAUUUAAAAACGGAUUAAAGGAUGGGAAAGGAACUUUGAAAUUUAUUGAUGGUUCAAUUUACGAAGGAGAAUUUGUUAAUGAUGAAAUUCAAGGUUAUGGUGAGUAUCGAUGGGUUGAUGGUCGUACAUAUAUUGGUGGAUGGUAGAAUAACAAAAUGUAAGGAAAUGGAAAAACUACUUGGCCUGAUGGAAGAAUCUAUGAAGGGUCAUAUGAUUAAGAUUUGAAAUAAGGGUUUGGUUUGUUUUGUUGGCAAGACGGAAGGAAAUAUGUAGGAAAUUGGAUGUAAGGAAAAUAACAUGGGAUUGGAAUUAUGUGGGGAUAGAAUGGAGACUACUAAUUCGGGGAGUGGUUUGAAGGAAAAAGGAAAAGAUGGUUAAAUUAAAUAUAAGAUUCAGAUUUAAUAGAAGGAUUUAAAUCCAAUCAUUAAUUGUAUUACUUGUCUAAUUAAAUAGAAUUUAUAGUGAAAAUGUUAAAUAGGUAUUGACUGAUAAAACAGAUGAAUCUCCUUUGAAAGCAUGUGAUAGUGCAUUAUCUCUACCAAUAAAUAGUGAUAAAUAGCUAGUUAGUAGAUUUAAUCUAACUUUUAUUUAAAAGAAUGGCUAAAUUUAUGUUGGAGAAACAUUCAGAGAAGAAAGAUCUGGAAAAGGAAAAUUAUUUUCUUAAGAUGGUUCUAUUUAUGAUGGGUAUUGGUAGAAUGGCAAAAGACAUGGGUAUGGUAAGUAAGUAUAUGCAAAUGGUGAUAUUUAUGAAGGACAUUGGAUUAGUGAUAAUCAAAAUGGAAUUGGCAGAAUGACUUAUUCAGAUGGAAGCAUUCUAGAAGGAUUUUGGAGUGGUUUGAAUUUGGAUGGAUACGGAAAAUAAAUACUAUCUAAUGGUAGUUACUAUGAAGGGUAUUUUAAGAAUUGUUUGAGACAAGGAGAAGGAAAAUUACUAUUUGAAGAUGGUUCAUAUUAUGAAGGAUAAUUUGAACAAAAUGAAAUUAUUGGUAAAGGGACAUACACUUGGAAUGAUGGUUCCUAGUAUAAAGGAUAUAUGAGAAAUGGAUAGAAACAUGGAUAAGGCACAUUUAUUAAUUGCGAUGGAGAUUAUCACAUUGGAGAGUAAAGAAUUAAUAAUAUAAACUCUUAGAUUUUACAAAGACACUUGCCAUGGAGAAGGGACUUUCGAGUAUAGUGAUGGCAAAAUCUAUGUGGGAUCUUGGUUUCAUGGUAUGAAACAUGGGUUUGGACAGUUGAAAUUUCCUAAUGGACAAACCUAGGAAUUGUAGUACAUUUUGGGCGAAUUAAAAAACUGA
Molecule: messenger RNA, 2069 nt
Organism: Paramecium octaurelia
Lineage: Eukaryota; Ciliophora; Oligohymenophorea; Peniculida; Parameciidae
Source: the annotation of a GenBank genome assembly